GUAGAUUAUGUAGUAUAAUGUGUUUAAUACAUAUUUCCAACAACUGAUAUAUGUUCAAUUGUUUACGGAUUCUCUAGCACUUUCCUGAUUUGUAUUGAUUGUUUGGAGUUAUCGGUUCGCAUUCAGACCUACACGUUUGCUACAAUGCCAGUACACGCGAGGGAAAAGAAAGAGAACAACCAUGAAGAGAUGGAGGUGGAUUAUCCGGAGCAGGAGGGUAGCAGUACGGACGAAGAGGACUCGGAGACUUCAUCAGUGACAGAGGAUGGAGACAGCUCGGAGAUGGACGAUGAAGACUGCGAGCGCAGAAGAGUGGAAUGCCUUGAUGAGAUGACCACUCUCGAGAAGCAGUUCGGUGACCUCAAAGACCAGUUAUACAAGGAACGGUUGAAUCAAGUGGAUGCUAAACUACAGGAGGUCUUGUCGGGCAAAGCUCCUGAAUACCUUGAGCCACUCGCUGCUUUGCAAGAGAACAUGCAGAUCAGAAUAAAAGUUGCAGGGAUAUACAAGGAGCUGUGUUUGGACUCUGUGAAGAAUAAGUAUGAGUGUGAAACGCAAGCUGCCUACCAGCACUGGGAGAGCGAGAAGCUCCUGCUGUUGGACACGGUGCAGAGUGAGCUGGAGGAGAAGAUCCGCCGUCUGGAGGAAGACAGACACAGCAUCGACAUCACCUCAGAGCUGUGGAAUGAUGAGCUCCAGUCCAGGAGGAGUAAGAGGAGAGACCCUUUCAGCCCAGACAAGAAGAGGAAGCCUGUGGUCGUCUCUGGGCCAUAUAUUGUGUACAUGCUACAAGAUUUAGACAUUCUGGAGGACUGGACAGCAAUCAGAAAGGCUAUGGUUACACUUGGACCACACAGAGUCAAGGCAGAUGUAGUUCCACUGGUCAAGCCUGAGAAGCAGCAUCAUCCGCAGCAGCACCACACAGCGAGGUCAGAGGACGGGCGUUUGUAUUACGACGGGGAGUGGUACGGCCGAGGCCAGAGCAUAUGCAUCGAUAAGAAGGACGAGUAUCCCACAAGUGCCAUAAUCACCACGAUUAACCACGACGAGGUAUGGUUCAAGCGUCUGGAUGGCAGCAAGUCCAAGCUGUACAUUUCCCAGUUACAGAAAGGCCGAUACACCAUCAAACACUCAUAGAUGUCCAAGGAUUUUUUUGACCCUGCUAUCUCUCUACCUUACUGCCAUCUUGCAUGCCAGCCUGUAAGACCUCUUUCAUAAAGGACUGCCAAACAGCGUUUUCAUUGCAGUCCUUUCUACGUCCAGCCUAUCAUGUAUUGUAACUUUAGUGGGUUUAUUGCGGGGACUUUUAUGUAUGUUUUCAUUCAAGAGCUAAAUGGGGAGGGGUUGGGAAUACUGCCAGAAAAUAAUGAUUUUUUUUUUGUAUUGAACAAUAUAGGGAACAAAAGUAUGUUUGUUUGUUUGUUUGUUUGUUUGUGUGUGUGUGUGUCUUCUGCGAGGGAGAGUAUGGAUGGUUCAGAUGUAUGCAUGCUCCAUAGCACUGUAAGGUUUUUGCACAUGUUUACUUUAACAGUUUACAGCAAAAACUACCACAAACCAUGAUGGGCAUAUGAAUACGUUUGAUGUAUUUGUAUAGCUCUGUAUUUCCGUAUUUGUCAUGAAUUCUCCCUGGUACGUUUGUGUGUAUGUGUAUUUGUAUGAGUUAAUUUGUGUGGCCAUAUAUGAACAGAACCCCCCCCUAUCCCACUACUUUCACCUCAUCUGCAUAUUUUAAAUUGUAUCAUUUCCAUAGCCUCUGUCUGACAUAUACAAGUGUGAAUCCACAUCAAGUAUUACAAAACUUGAAUACAAAUUAGAUAUGUUGUUUGCAUACUGUAUAGAAGUGCUAACUGCCUUAAACUGAUGCAUUUUUAAAUAUUAGGGCCAGAUAUUGUCAUUUCUAGUCUAGAAAUUGCCAAGGAGAAAUGUCUCCCUCCUCUGUUCAAUUCUGUACGCAAAUGUACAUGUGUAUUUUACUAUUUUGUGCUAGCCUUUCACUUUAUUUUCCUGCCAGAUAUACCUCUUUAUCUUGUACUUUUAUUAGAGUUAAUUGUGUAGCUACAUUUUUUUGUUUAUCAGUAUGUCAGAUGUUUCCUUUGACUGUAUGUUCACGGUAAGACAAUUAUUUCUCCUUGUAAAAGUGGGAAAUAAAGCCCGAUUUGAGAAGAGAGAAAAAAACAA
Molecule: messenger RNA, 2178 nt
Organism: Clupea harengus (Atlantic herring)
Lineage: Eukaryota; Metazoa; Chordata; Actinopteri; Clupeiformes; Clupeidae
Product: breast cancer metastasis-suppressor 1-like protein-A
Exons: 11
Coding region: 145-1137 (330 amino acids)
Source: RefSeq, a predicted model, not a curated record